This is a messenger RNA of Caenorhabditis elegans, 942 nucleotides long. It is a transcript of the gene C08E8.4, whose product is annotated as NADAR domain-containing protein. Bases 257 to 886 code for a protein of 209 amino acids. The record is from RefSeq and is marked reviewed. NCBI's taxonomy places the organism in Eukaryota, Metazoa, Nematoda, Chromadorea, Rhabditida, Rhabditidae. The transcript has 4 exons.
AAACAAAGUUUUUUAGUUGCAAUAUUUUCAGUUUUUGCUGUUUUUUGGCUUAAAUUUCAUGAAAAAUCCGAAAAAGAAGGUGAUUUUUGGCUUGGAAAUUAAUUUUUCAUUUAUACAUUUUUUCAGAAUUUGACUUUGCAAAAAAUUAUAGAGACCAAAUUCUGAAAAAUCGUUUGUUUUUAAUCGAUUUUUGCGCUAAUUUUUCUCAAUUUUUUGUGUUUUUUCGGAUAAAAAAACAUUUUCAGACUUCAGAGUAAUGCAUACACGUAUUCUUAACGCUAAAAACCAACAAACCUAUGUUCUUUUUUACGAAGAUGAAUCGGUUUUUUCCAACUUUCACCCAUCGAAUUUCGAAGCGGAAACUGCGAAGAAACUGGUGAAUUCUGGGAUGUUUAAGGAAGAGGAAAUGUUGAAAUUCAAUUGCAGUGAGCAGUAUUUUAUGUACCAUAAGGCGCUUCUUGUCGGAGAUGUUGACUCGGCAAAAGUCAUAAUCACAGCUAAACAUCCGAUGGUAAUGAAAAUGACUGGAAGACAACUUAAUAUGAAUAGACAUGACAUUGACAAUUGGACCCAAAAAUCCCGCGACAUCAUGUACCUUGCCUGUCUGGCAAAAUUCUCUCAGAACGUGGAGCUCCGCAAGAUGCUCUUCAGAACUCAGGACAUGUACCUCGUGGAGGCUUCUGGAAAUGAUGCAAUUUGGGGAAACGGAAUCUGGAAAGAAGACAAAAGGUCUGAUGACGUGGCAAAUUGGCAUGGAACAAAUUAUUUGGGAGAAAUACUGGAUCGAAUUCGCGGGGAAUUGAUUGGAAAACCCGAGUUUGCCGCUGAAAAAGAAGCUGUUCAGCUGGAAAGUUUGGAACAGAGAAUUCAAAUGUUGAUGGCUUAAAUUGCAUGAAAUUUUUAUUAAUUUAUAUUUGUAAAAUAAAAAUUUACUUUUGAAAU